Acomys russatus (golden spiny mouse) is the source of this 1832-nucleotide messenger RNA. It is a transcript of the gene Serpinb2, whose product is annotated as serpin family B member 2. Gene Ontology annotation, molecular function: serine-type endopeptidase inhibitor activity. The transcript has 8 exons. Gene Ontology annotation, biological process: negative regulation of endopeptidase activity. Lineage: Eukaryota; Metazoa; Chordata; Mammalia; Rodentia; Muridae. The coding region runs from base 158 to 1405 and encodes 415 amino acids. The record is from RefSeq and is a predicted model, not a curated record.
AAGGAGUACUUCCUGUUUGUCAGCUGCUCAGAAGAUAACGAGGUAAUAAUGUGUUUCAGCAAUUCCUCUGGCCAUCUCUAGUGAAUCCAGGGCUUCCUUUUUUCUUCUUCCUUCAUAGCAAUAUUUAGUAUAUUGACCUGUGCUGAGGAUCGAAGCAAUGGAAGAACUUUCCAUGGCAAACACCAUGUUUGCCCUCAAUAUCCUUAAGCAUAUAAGAAAAACAAACCCUGACCAGAAUAUCUUUUUCUCUCCAUGGAGCAUCUCAUCCACCUUGGCCCUGGUUUUCCUUGGCGCCAGGGAUGACACUGAACACCAGAUGGCCAAGGUCCUGCAGUUUAACAAAAUUUCUGGCUACGACAUCACCGCAAAAACCCCAGGAAACUUCAGUGGCUGUGAUUUCACACAGCAGAUUCAAAGGGGAAAUUAUCCGGAUGCUAUUUUACAGGCACAAGCAAGAGAUAAAGUCCAUUCAUCCUUCCACUCUCUCAGCUCUGCAAUCAACACAUGCCUCGGAGAUUAUGUAUUGGAAAGUGCCAAUAAGCUGUUUGGAGAAAAGUCUGAAAGAUUCAAGGAAGAAUAUAUACAACUCUGUAAAAAAUAUUACUCUACAGAACCAGAGGCAGUAGACUUCCGUGAAUGUGCUGAAGAGGCUAGAAAAAAGAUUAAUUCCUGGGUUAAGACUCAAACAAAAGGUGAAAUUACAAACCUGUUACCUGAAGGUUCUGUAGAUGAAGACACCAAGUUGGUCCUGGUGAAUGCUAUUUACUUCAAAGGAAAGUGGAAAACUCCAUUUGAGAAGAAACUUAAAGAACUUUAUCCUUUCCGUCUGAACUCGCAUGAGAGAAAAAAUGUCCAGAUGAUGUACCUUCGUGAAAAGCUGAACAUUGGAUACAUACAGGACCUAAAGACCCAGAUCUUAGAAAUUCCAUACAUUGGAAAUAUCAGUAUGUUCCUGUUGCUUCCUGAUGACAUUGAUGAUGCAUCCACUGGCUUGGAGUUGCUGGAAAGUGAAAUAACCUUUGAUAAACUCAACAAGUGGAUCAGCAAAGACACAAUGGCUGAAGAUGACGUUGAGGUUUACAUUCCCAAGUUCAAACUAGAUCAACGUUAUGAACUCAAACCCAUUUUGAGAAGCAUGGGCAUGGAGGAUGCCUUCAACAAGGGCAAGGCCAACUUCUCAGGAAUGUCCGAGAGGAAUGACCUCUUUCUUUCGGAAGUGUUCCAUCAAGCCACAGUGGAUGUCAAUGAGGAGGGCACUAUAGCAGCUGGUGGGACUGGGGCAGUUAUGACAGGGAGAACUGGUCAUGGAGGCCCACAGAUUGUGGCAGAUCAUCCCUUCAUUUUCUUUAUUAUUAACAAAGCUGCAAAUGUGGUACUAUUUUUUGGUAGAUUUUCCUCACCAUAAAAGGAGAUAAUCUUAUUUCUACAUUAUAUUUUGUAGCGUGAGCUAUACGCCUCAAAAUUGCUUCUUCAAGUGCCAAAAGUUUGAAGACUUUCCUACACAUUUCUGUACUUCUGCUAUAUACUAAAUAUGAACCUAAAAGUAACCAUGCAACUGUCAACAAUGAUUACAGGAUAACUUUAUGAUUAUUUUGUUUCCUAAAACCAGAUGAUGUUUAUUUAGUUCAUCAUUACCACUUUGUCUUUAUAGCUUCAGUUUAUACAGUGUUAUUUAUUAUUUAUAAAAUAGCAGUUUUACAAACUUUUGUCCUCUGUUUAAUGAAAGUGUAACAAUAAAGAAGCAGUGGAUCAGAUAAUUUUCCAUUUUAAAAAAGCAGCCAUUUGAUGUAAUAAUGAAGGAAAAUACGAGUCCUUUUGUUCUUUCCCAUAAU